This is a messenger RNA of Myodes glareolus (Bank vole), 2749 nucleotides long. Its product is annotated as histone H1.3. NCBI's taxonomy places the organism in Eukaryota, Metazoa, Chordata, Mammalia, Rodentia, Cricetidae. Gene Ontology annotation, molecular function: structural constituent of chromatin; DNA binding. Gene Ontology annotation, biological process: nucleosome assembly. The record is from RefSeq and is a predicted model, not a curated record. Gene Ontology annotation, cellular component: nucleosome.
GAACAACCCUCUCUGACAGUUUGCGCUUACUUUUGGCUUUUCUAGCAAAGGCACCAAGCAUGUCUGAGACCGCUCCUGCAGCGCCUGCUGCCCCCGCACCUGUGGAGAAGACACCUGUGAAGAAGAAGGCGAAGAAGACCGGCGCCGCGGCCGGGAAGCGCAAGGCGUCCGGACCCCCGGUGUCCGAGCUCAUCACCAAGGCUGUGGCCGCCUCCAAGGAGCGCAGCGGCGUGUCCCUGGCCGCGCUCAAGAAGGCGCUGGCGGCUGCCGGCUACGAUGUGGAGAAGAACAACAGCCGCAUCAAGCUGGGGCUCAAGAGCCUGGUGAGCAAGGGCACCCUGGUGCAGACCAAGGGCACCGGCGCCUCCGGCUCCUUCAAGCUCAACAAGAAGGCGGCUUCCGGCGAGUCCAAGCCCAAAGCCAAGAAGACCGGGGCUGCCAAGGCUAAGAAGCCCGCGGGUGCAGCCAAGAAGCCCAAGAAGGCGACCGGUGCUGCCACACCCAAGAAAGCCGCCAAGAAGACCCCGAAGAAGGCGAAGAAGCCCGCGGCUGCUGCAGGCGCUAAGAAAGUUGCCAAGAGCCCGAAAAAGGUGAAGGCAGCUAAGCCCAAGAAGGCAGCCAAGAGCCCAGCCAAAGCCAAAGCCCCCAAGUCUAAGGCCACCAAGCCAAAGGCGGCCAAGCCGAAGGCCACCAAGGCAAAGAAGGCUGCCCCCCGCAAGAAGUAAAAGUGGCACGUCCUACUUUGAAAAUCUCAAACGGCUCUUUUCAGAGCCACCCACGGAUCUCAUUCAAAAGAGCUGCACUUUUUCUGAGUAAUACCUUGUCUCUUGUGGCAUGGGUCAGCUGACACCAGCUAUGCGGUUUGAAGCAAGGCAGUUUUUAAUAUUGUUUAUAUUUUUUAACUUUUGCUGACAAAGGCAGUUAAUUCUUCUGAGUCCAUACUUUGGGCUGCAUAUGGGUUCAAGUGCUCACUUCAUGUCAUAAGCAGAUGGGUUGCUUUAUCUCCAUUUAGUUUUUUGCAAAAGCAUGGAGAAGCAUUGGCUUUUUGGGCUGUUAAGUGUCCAUGGGCACUUUGCAAUCGCAGCGUUGGCGGGAAGUCUUGUUUCUGGCGCCUAGGCGUGGUAAUUAUUUUUAACAAACCAAUCCGACAAUGGGGGUUACAUGCUGUAGCUGAGUCUUUGAGCUUUCCUUUCCAAUCGGUCUACAGACCGUGGUUUUGAGAACUGUCCAAUCAGGCCAUCCUGUCAGUUAUGAGUGGCAAACGGUGCACCAAUCAGAUCGCCCCACUGCUUGUCCCAGACCUCUGGAAUUCUGUCCACAGAGCAUGAAAGGGUGAGAUGUUAAAUUUUUUGUUUUUUAUUUGCCGAGAAAUUGAAAGACCUUGUAUUUCUCCAUCUGCCUCCCCAUCGGAAUUUUCAGGGACUGGUCACAUGUCACUGCUUACAUUUGUGUAAGCUUUUUAAACAUCCUGAUGCUAAAUUUUAGUAAAAUGAAGCACCUUUGGCAGUUCAUACACCACAGGUUUCUUCCUUUUGCGUCGUUUUGAACUUACCUGUUCUUUAGUUAACAGAGCAACAGACAACGUGAGGAAGGAAAAAUCAUUUUGGUAGACUCUGGUUUGCAGCUGGAUUCAUCACAGUUAGAGGGAGAAAAAGCUGAAAUGAAUUUGUGGUUGUCUUUCCCAUUUUAUCAAUGUAGGUACAGAGGUACAGGCUUUCUUUUUCUUUUUUUUUUCUUUCCCCGGUGGGAGUCUGCUUUCUUUUCAUCCUGACGAUGUAAAAAUUCUACAGAUGCAUUUAAUGGAGCUCCUGGUAGUCAGAAAUUACUGAAUACUUAAAUAUUUUUUCAUUAUACAUACUCGUGUGGUCGGAGGACAACUUGCCGCAGUCUUCCUGCGUGUUUGUCCCAGGCCUUGCAGCUGUUACAUGUGGAGGCCUGAAAAUGUGAUUCCAUUUCCACUUUGACCAAAGGUCAGAGUUCCAAUUUACCUCCAGUUCCUUCAGGGUUAUUGUGCUUCUACGUCAAAGGAAGGUUUCACCUACAGGUAGAACAGAGAAUUCUGCCCUCUCAAGGCUAUUGUCAACAGGUGUGGCUAAUAUCCAGACCCCGUUCUCCAGGAAUAGAGAAGUAGAUCUGUUCCUACCUCAAGCAAAAGUCUAAGGGUCCAAGUAAGGGUCCAUUUCCUUUAUAGAGAUAACUUUGGAUUUUACCCAGGGAGUGGUUUGUCUACAGAAUGUUUUUGUCUAGGGUGUGAGUGUGACUUUUUUUGUUCUAGCAACAAAAUAUUUAACUAUGACUGUAGCCCACAAAUUUUAAUUGGUCUGUUCAUUUCCUUGUAUCACGUUAAAGUAGUAUUUAUUUAUUUUUUUGUCUUUCUUCUACCUUUUGAGGUCAGGGUAUUUUAAGCAGAUGGAAAUUAAAUGCAGGUGAAUUUUUAGUACUCAUGGGAAUUCCCUUCCAGUACUAUCCUGUUUCUCCAUUUUAUUAUUUUCAUUCACAUCUUCAUAUUCUUUACUAAUAUUUUCUAAAUCCCCAUGCCUCUAUCCUGGCAAGAAGUAUUUUUGUUGAGGCUGGAUCCUGACAAUCACAUGUGUAUUUUAUAAGCCGACAUUUCAGCCUAGCAUUUCCUUAAACGAAUAGUGGACCACUUAGAGAUGGUUCAGUAGGUAAAAAAUCUUGUGGACAAUAGUGAAGAUCUGAGUUCAAUCCUGGGACCCAUAUGAUGGAAUCAGACAUCUGCAAGAUGUUG